Molecule: messenger RNA, 6006 nt
Organism: Carassius gibelio (silver crucian carp)
Lineage: Eukaryota; Metazoa; Chordata; Actinopteri; Cypriniformes; Cyprinidae
Product: double-stranded RNA-specific editase 1
Exons: 12
Coding region: 310-2451 (713 amino acids)
Biological process (GO): adenosine to inosine editing; RNA processing
Cellular component (GO): nucleolus; cytoplasm
Molecular function (GO): double-stranded RNA binding; tRNA-specific adenosine deaminase activity; double-stranded RNA adenosine deaminase activity
Source: RefSeq, a predicted model, not a curated record
GCGCUACAGACGGGCGCUACAGUAUUCUAGGCCGCUCGUGAGAUCAAACAGAUGCACUCCGUUCCCCGGAUCACCAUCGAGAUUAGAGGUGCGCUCUCAACUUUAUUCCAAUGGCGAAAACGGGGGUCCUUUGAAUCUGCAUUGAGGUGCUGAUCGCCGCAUUCAUACCCGAGGAAGUGGAGACUCACAGCAGGAAGAGCUUGUUCAAGGCUGUAAGAGAUUGGAGCAACAUCCGCUGCUUUUCAAUAGCAGGUUGGGUGAUCAAGCAGUAGUCCAGCUCUGACAGCCAGUGGAAACCCAGGUGUGGCCAUGGCUCAGCAAGCGCAGGGCCAGUCGAGGCGUUUCACCACUAUGGAUGUUGAUGAGGAGGAGAACAUGAGUUCAUGCAGCACCGACGUAAAGGAAAACCGAAACCUGGACAACGUCUCUUCUAAGGAGGGAGCUGGCCUGGUGGAGCAGCUCCCCAAUGGUAGUGGAGGAGGGGGUCGCAAGCGGCCCCUGGAGGAGGGCAACAAUGGGCACGCGCAUUCCAAAUUCAGACCCAAGAAACGUAAGAAAACACCAGGGCCGGUUCUGCCCAAGAACGCCCUGAUGCAGCUGAACGAGAUAAAACCGGGUUUGCAGUACAAGCUGCUCUCGCAGACCGGCCCGGUCCAUGCGCCGGUCUUCGUCAUGACCGUUGAGGUUAACGGCCAAUUGUUCGAGGGUUCGGGGCCUACGAAGAAAAAGGCUAAGUUAAACGCCGCUGAAAAGGCCUUGCGUUCCUUUGUGCAGUUCCCAAACGCAUCCGAGGCGCACAUGGCCAUGGGCCGUACUCUCACCGUCAACACGGAUUUCACCUCCGACCAGGCUGACUUCCCUGACAUGCUCUUCAAUGGGUUUGAGACGCCGGCACUGUCUGAGGAAACAUUUUUUCUGGGCUCCAACGGAAACGGCUCCUUAAAACCGCUGGGAGAGUAUCCCGUGCCCCAAGCACCAGGUACGAACAGCCUCGUGCAGGCGCCGCUGCCACUGCCCUCCUCCUUCACCUCCUCAACCAAUGGUAAAAACCCUGUCAUGAUUCUCAACGAGCUGCGGCCGGGCCUCAAAUACGAGUUUGUGUCGGAGAGCGGGGAGAGCCACGCUAAGAACUUUGUGAUGUCGGUGACCGUGGACACGCAGACAUUUGAGGGCUCGGGACGAAAUAAGAAACUUGCUAAAGCUCGGGCUGCCCAGGCAGCUCUGUCAGCGCUCUUCAACAUGCAACUGGACCAAACCCCAUCACGCCAACCCAUCCCAAGAGAGGGGCUACAGCUGCACCUGCCUCAAGUCCUUGCAGAUGCCGUUUCUCGUCUGGUAGUGGACAAAUUCAGCGAGCUCACUGACAACUUCACGUCUCCACAUGCGCGACGGAAAGUUCUGGCUGGUGUUGUCAUGACAACAGGCACUGAUGUCAAGGACGCUCAGGUCAUCUGCGUCUCCACAGGAACCAAAUGUAUAAACGGCGAGUAUAUGAGCGACCGUGGCCUGGCGCUCAACGACUGUCACGCUGAAAUCAUUGCUCGUCGCUCCCUGAUCAGGUAUCUCUACAUGCAGCUGGAGCACUUCUUAAGUAACAAUAAAGAGGAACAUGAAAAGUCCAUAUUCACGCAGUGUGACAAACGUGGCUACCGGCUGAAAGACAACGUCCAGUUUCAUCUUUACAUCAGCACAUCACCUUGCGGAGAUGCUCGGAUCUUCUCUCCACACGAGGCGGCUGUUGAGGACCAGGGAGACAGACACCCAAACAGGAAGGCAAGGGGCCAACUGAGGACCAAGAUUGAGUCUGGAGAGGGAACCAUCCCGGUGCGCUCUAGUAACACUAUACAGACGUGGGACGGAGUUCUGCAGGGCGAGAGGCUGCUCACCAUGUCAUGCAGUGACAAAAUAGCAAGGUGGAACGUGGUGGGCAUCCAGGGCUCUCUGAUGAGCUACUUCACUGAGCCCAUCUACUUCUCCAGCAUCAUCCUGGGCAGCCUGUAUCACGCUGAUCAUCUCUCCAGAGCCAUGUACCAGCGGAUCGCUGACAUCGAAGACCUGCCCCAGCAAUUCGCCCUCAACCGCCCCCUGCUCAGUGGAAUCAGUAACGCUGAGGCCCGGCAGCCGGGGAAGGCUCCUAACUUCAGUGUGAACUGGACGGUGGGAGAUCAGGCUCUAGAAGUCAUUAACGCCACCACAGGCAAGGAUGACAUGGGCAGAGCCUCACGUCUCUGUAAGCACGCCCUAUAUAACCGCUGGGUACGACUACACUCUAAGCUUUCGUCAACUCUGCUAAUCAAAGUGCCCAAGCCCAGCUCGUACCACGAAGCCAAACAAGCAGCGGUGGAGUACCAUACGGCCAAGCAAACGCUCAUCAAGGCCUUUCACAAAGCAGGUCUGGGCGCCUGGGUGAAAAAACCCAUAGAACAGGACCAGUUCUCACUGAACUCUUGAAAAGGGAACAUAAAAAGACCAGGACAUGACAACAACCAGCUGUUAAUACUUCACUUGAUGUGCGGGGAUGUGUGUGUGUGUGUGUGUGUGUGUGUGUGUGUGUGUGUGUGUGUGUGAGAUGCUGUUUGAUCUCAGACAAACCAAGAGCCCUUUAGUGUCUGUCAUUUUGCUCUCUUUGUGUGAAUCAUGACUGCCUUUUUAAUUUGUAAUGUAGAAGCAGACUGUCAUCUAACGUAUGUUUGUUUUAAAGUUUGAAGCGGCAUUAGCCUUUAGCAGAUAACAGGACGUAAUGUCAUUUGUAACUGGAAAAAAAAAAUGUAUUUUUAUUUUUUAUUUUUUUGUGAGAGAGGGUUGUUCCGACAAAGCCUUGAUGCCGUAAAUGGCUUCAGGUCGACCACACCGCUGUGCGCACAGGUCUGAAGGUUUCCUGGUCCAGCCUACCAAAAUGCUGGCUCACCUUUUUGAGCAUGGUUCUCCUUGAUAUGCAAAACAUAAGCAUAUUUAUAUUUUUAACUCCAUUGCCACCAGAUUUUAGAAAGGGGAAAAAAUCUAUCACAUAGAUCGUACCUAUACAGCAUGGUCCUUUUAGAUAGACAAACUUAUCUUGUCAGGACUUCAGUGUAGAACUAGCGUACGCCGUCUUUCUAGUCAAAAUUUUAGAUUUUAAUUUGACCUCAGGGGGAAACUUGAAUUUCUUUGCAUAUGGCUCCUUGAGAGCUAUGUAAUCGGUAUUCCCAAACAGUUAUUUAAAUUGGAAUAUAGAGUAGUUUCAUGUAUGCAACCAAAGUGCAUUGAAGUUGUCAAACAAUGUGUCUUGGCUGUUUAAAUUUCUCAGUCUUAAAUGCAUGUGCGAAUUACACAAGGCUGAAAGAAAGCCCUUUAUUUAAUACUUUACUGGCCAAUAAUGGACCAUUUUAGAAGCCCUACUUUUUAGAUGUCUGCACUAUAUGGUCUUUAAGCUGCAUGGAUUCCAUUGGAUCCCAGUGAUCCUGACCUGCUAAUGUGAUCCAGUUAUGUUAAAGGAAUAGUUCAUCCAAAUAUAAAAAUUCACCCUUAUGUCGUUCCAAGCACCAAAUGACUUCCAGAUUGUCUAAAGCUUCACAUGAGGGAUGGACCAAACCUAGAAUCAUUAUGAAUAUGAAACAGCAUGUAGGUGAGUCUAUUUCUAGUUCUAAAUGCAUUCAAGCUGCAUUUAGUCACUGCAGGUUUGAGAGCAGGGAAUUGUGGGAGCCCUUUAAGAUGGCAGAAUGGUCUGUAAAAUGCACGUUUAUUAUUGACAAGUCAUCUGCAUGCAGAAGCGAGGGUUUGCAGAGGCGACUCUGACUUUCACUUUAUCCUUGCGUCUUGUUUGAGGAUUUUUUUAAUUUCCUGCAUAGACCUGAAUGACUACAUUCCUCCUCAGAGACGCUUCUGUAAGACUGAAUUCAGCUGUGUCCUUGAGGAUGGGGUUCUGUAGGAAGGUCUAAGCCAGGAGCUCAGGCGCUCUUUGAUUUAUGACUUAUCCAGUGCAGCAUGUUUGACUGCUAAGGUUAUAGAGCAGAAGUAUUUUCUCCACCGAUCAUUCAUGUGCAGAAAAUUGGGCUUUGGUGGUUUUUCAGAUUGCAGAAGAAUUGCAUGAACUCCUGUUGGGAUUUAGAACUUUCAGUCAUAUGAUUUUCACACUUAAAAUGAAAGAUACAAUGCUGCAUUAGUAUUUCAAGGAAUUGGUGACCCAAAAAUGAAACCUGUGUGAUUUCCUCAAACAUGUAUGCUGUAAGUCAAGCUCUAAAAGGAUCACCAUAAAAUCAGCACAACAUUGCUCUAUAUGACUCGAGUACUAUAUUUCAGGUCUUGGAAUUUUUGUGUGAGAAAUUAUUCACUACUAAACUUCCCCUUCCACUAAAUGACUGAAAUUACAGUUUGGCAUAUGCUGUACACUAUCGUUCAAAAGUUUGGGCUGUGUUUAUUAAAUCAAAAAUACCAUAAAAGUUAUGAAACUUUUGAACACUAUUGUACAGUAUGUAAAAUAACAUCUGAGAGCUGCAGCGGAAGGAAAGAUUUACAAUCAUUAAAUCUCGACUACUUUAAAGGUAGCUUAAUGGGUUUAUGGUCCUUUUUGGGUAGUUUAGAUUUUCCAGAGGCUCUAAUAGGAAAACAGCAUAGAGGUUUGGAAUGAUGAUUUUAGGACGGUCAACUAUUUCUUAAAAUCUUCGAAAUUGUUAAAAGUGCUGAUGUUCACAGAGCCUGUUCUUCAGAGAGACUUCCAUGAAAUCAGACUUGCUUCAUCCUCAGCACAAUCCUUCCAAUUUUCCCUCUUGACGGCAUCAGGUUUCUCCAGCGGGAUUGUGGUUGAUUUGAAAACUUUUAAAGAAACCAGCAGUUUGUCCGUCCGUCCUUCUGUUUGAGUGUGUUCGUUUGUGCACCUGCUGCUGAGCCCAGUUGGCAUUCUGCAGAGACAUCAUGGAAACACGACUGAGAGAUCGCUGCGGAAUCUUCACCAAAGAUGUCAAUUUCUUUUCCUUUUGAAGAUUAUAAACCAACUGAGACUAUUUUUUAAAAGACGAGAAGGUUAUUGGUGCAAAGAUUGUUCAGGAUUUUACAGUUCUGCCUUGUGUUGAGUUUUGUUUCCUUCAUUAUUAACUAAUGUAUUUUUUAUAUAUGUGCAUUUGCGUUGGAUCAGUCAGGACUGACUUGGCUCUGGGACGCGCUCGUCAUUCUCAGUAUUCUGGUACACCGUGGAUGUACUGCUGUAAAUAUAUUGUGACCCUCUCCGAUGCUGUUACAGUAGACUCCUUGCAUAUGUAUUACUAAUUUUAAUUUUUUCACGCAAAAAGCAACAUGCAUUUUCUUUUUAAGGUCUUUCCUCUAAAUGCCAGGGCGACCGUGUCCUUGCAUUGGUUUGUGCUGUAAUGUAUUUCUGAUGGACCCAUAUGAGUGUAUGGGGAUCUGCAGUACUGUAAUGAUUAAUGACUGUACACUUUGACUCCUUUUGCUGUAAUGGAAACGAUUACGGGCUGAAAUUAAUGAGCACAGUUGGUUCUGCAUAAAUGUGGCUCAGCAAAAAGUAGCUCUUUCUGCUGGUGUCACUUUUCAAGGACAGGAGACUUGUGGGAUUUUAUUAAAAAAAAAAACUUUUUCUUUCUUUUGCAACAUCCUAAUUUCAUCUUCACCUUCUAUUCUGCUGCCGUUUUCUGUCACAGGGGAUUUUGAUGGCGUGAGACGCCAGUUGAUGAUGUCACAAUUUUUUCUUUUGGGAAUCUGAGCCUUGUCUUAGCGAAGAGUCCUGACUUCCGUCCUCCUGGUCCUGGUCAGCCCGUUUCUAAACGUCUUGUGAUUUGGUGACUGUACAGUGAAGUCCGGCGGUGGUCCGGCUCGAUCUGGACUCGAUCUCGGUCCACCCCGUCUUUUGCCUGUCCUUUGUAAUAUCCACAUGGGUCACCUGCAUGAGCUACUUCACCGAAGCUGCACCCAGCAUGACGACAUAAGGACUUGUAUGUAGAAAAAGGAACAAAAUAAAAAAUAGAUCUAUAUAUACAUAAGAAAAAACAAAGGAAUAAAAAAAACCAUCUUAGUUUA